GCAAUGUGGUUUUCCUCUCAGGGAAGUAUUCAAACCCUGAAUUUUCAGUCUGGCUUGCACAUGCUCUCAGAAGCUAGUAGGAGACAGUUUUCUUUUUAAUGCAGAAAAGAGGACAAGCUUUUACUUAAUCUGCAGAUUGAAUUAUUUGGAAAGAAAAUGAAGAGCGCUGCCAGGCCUUGGAGUGCAGUGGCAAAGCAAGGGAGUCAUGGGGUUGACCGAGCAAAAUCACUCUCCACCACCUCGACAGGAAUGAAGACCUCCAAGUCCUCAACUUCACUUGCCUUUGAAUCUCGGCUCAGCAAGCUGAAGAGGGCAAGCAGUGAUGAUAUGCUUACAAAACCAGGAGUGACAGCAGCUUCUGGAGUCUCUAGAUUGAAGAAAACCAUUACAACAGGAGCAAUUUCUGAGCUUGCUGAGAGUCGACUGAAGCCCAGCACAGGAACACUUUCAACUGCAAAGCGCACAGGGAUUCCAGCGCCUCGGGAAGUAUCAUCAUCUGUCUCCAGAGAGAGAGCCGUAUUACGUGGUCAAGCCAACUCUAGGAAAAGUCAAUCUAGCCCAACCUCUUCUGGUACACCCACUCCUACCAAACACGUACGUCCCACUACCAAGUCCAAGCAAGAGAAUGAAACUGGUGACAGAGCCGUUUUGGAAUCCCAGGUUAAAGAACUCCUGGCAGAAGCAAAGACAAAAGACUCAGAAAUUACCAAGCUCCGGUGUGAGCUGAAGAAAUGCAAAGAGAAAGGGUCACAUAACCCUGAAGGUAUGAGUGCUUCAGACCAAAACUUAGAAACAUUAUCACCUGUUGACAUAGAUCCAUUAAUACGAACCCUUCAGGAAAAAAACAGGACUUUUCAAAAAGAGCUUGCUAGCCUGGGAGAAGAAAACCGAGUUUUGAAAGAGAAGUUGCUUUACCUAGAGAACUCUCCUCUCUCGGACACAACAACAAGCAGUGGAGCUGACAGCAGCCUCCCAACCCCAACCACCCAAGGAUCUAGUUUUGGAAGCCCAUCAAAAAAUGUCUUGAGAGGUGAAACAGAUGAGCACCGGCAGCAUGUGAAUGGGGCUGCUCUGCGCAAUUCAGGUUCUUCCAGCAGUGACGUAACCAAAGCUUCCUUGUCACCUGAUGCAUCUGAUUUUGAGCAUAUAGCAGAUAUACCUUCUAGGCCGACAUCCUCCAAUAGCAACAACUUCAAAGGUUCCAGAUGUUCCACUACAGGAAGUUCUCCAAACAAUAUUAGUGACCUUUCUGUUGCAUCUCUUACAGAGAGAAUACAAAAAAUGGAGGAGAACCACCAUAGCACAGCAGAAGAAUUACAAGCCACUUUGCAGGAGCUCUCAGAUCAACAGCAAAUGGUGCAGGAGCUGACAGCAGAAAAUGAGAAGCUAGUGGAAGAGAAAGCUCUCCUGGAGACUUCCUUUCGUCAACACAGAGAUAGAGCAGAACAGCUGAGUCAAGAAAAUGAAAAGCUAAUGACUCUUCUCCAAGAGAGAUCCAAGAAUGAAGAAAGCAAAGCUCAGGAGGGGAAGAUCCUUGAACUGGAACAGAAAUGUGCAGAAGUUCUUGAAAAAGCACAAUUUGAAAGAGAGAAAUUGCUCAACAUUCAGCAACAGUUAACCAGCAGCCUACGGAGCUUAGAAAGGGAGCACCAAGAUGCCCAGCAGGUGAUUAAAGGCCUGAGAGAAGAAAAUGAAAAGCUGGUUAAACUUCUAGAAGUGGAACAGCAGAGCAGCAGCACAGUGGCCAAAACUCUAGAGGACUGUAAAAUUACCUUAGAAGGCCUAAAAAUUGAGAAUGGGUCACUCAAAACUCAGUUAGAAAGUGAGAAACAAAAGGCUGCGGGGAUCAGUGCAAUGGGAUGUACUACUGACAGCUCUGAGAUGCAAGAGAUGUUGAAAGUAGCCCAUGCAGAAAAGGAUCAGUUAGAAGUAUCUUGUACUGAGCUUAAACAAGAACUGCUGAAGGCAAACAGUGAACUGAAGCAUGUUCAGGGUCUGCUGUCUAAGGCUGAGAAUGAGUGUGGUCAACUGAAGGAGAUAUGUGACCGGCAGGCUGAGCAACUGAGCAGAACUAGCCAGAAGUUGCAGGAAAAAACAUCAGAGAAUGAAGCAGAUAUAAAAAACCUGAAGGAGACCAUUUUCGAAUUGGAGGACCAGGUGGAACAGCAUCGUGCUAUAAAACUGCACAACAACCAGCUCAUCAGUGACCUAGAGAGUAGAGCAAUGAAGCUAGAAGAGCAAAAACAGGAUACAGAGAGGCAGCUGAAGGCUCUGACUAAGCAAAUGAAGGAAGAUACAGAAGAGUGGAGGCGUUUUCAAGCUGAUCUGCAGACUGCAGUGGUUGUAGCCAAUGAUAUUAAGUGUGAAGCCCAGCAGGAGCUGCGUGUGGUAAAGAGGAAACUUCAGGAGGAAGAGGAGAAGACUGCCAGACUGCAGAAGGAGCUGGAUGAAGUGAAGGGCAGUAACAGGCUGACAGCUGAGGAGGUAGAAUCCCUAGAAGCAGAUACGACCAGCCGCUGGCAAGGAGUCUUUAUUAGCAGAGCACCUCCUUCACCAUCAGAAUCUGCAGCCACUGUGAAGUCACUGAUCAAAUCAUUUGACUUAGGAUGCCCAGGUAGCACUGGACAGAAUAUCCCUGUUCACAAGGUCCCCAGGAGCCCUCUAAGUGGAAUUCCUGUGAGGACAGCCCCGGCAGCUGCUGUUUCCCCCAUGCAGAGACAUUCUGUUUAUAAUAAUGGAAAAACAGCCAGCAAAGGAGUUGCCAGACACACAGAUCUUUCAGACCUUCCUCUUGCAGACCUUCUGAAGGGGAGAAAUGAAGAGCUGAAACCAGACCAUUACCUCCGCAAAAGCCCUUCCCUGGAAUCCCUGAGCAAACCCCCUGUGGCCUUCAGCAGCAGAAUGCUUGCUUCCACCCCCAGCAGCUUGAAACCCCAAAGCAAACUCAGUGUGGAAAGAAAGGACCCAUUGGCAGCCCUGGCCCGGGAGUAUGGUGGUUCAAAGAGGAAUGCUCUGUUGAAGUGGUGCCAGAAGAAGACAGAAGGUUACCAGAAUAUUGAUAUCACCAACUUCAGCAGCAGCUGGAGUGAUGGGCUGGCCUUUUGUGCUCUCCUGCACACGUAUUUGCCUGCACACAUUCCUUACCAGGAGCUCAACAGCCAGGAUAAAAAAAGAAAUCUGCUGUUAGCAUUUCAAGCUGCUGAAAGUGUAGGCAUCAAACCCAGUCUGGAACUCAGUGAGAUGAUGUACACAGACCGGCCAGACUGGCAGAGUGUGAUGCAGUACGUCGCCCAGAUUUACAAGUACUUUGAGACCUGAGAUGCAGAGCAAGAGGUGGACAGAAGUGGGGAGAGACUGAAGAAUGCCACAGAUGCACUCAAUCACUUUAAAAAUCCCCUUGCUCCUCUUCUACAGCCAACCUAAGUUCUUAGUCUGAAAGAAAGCUCUUCCAUAAUUUUGGUUACAUCUGGGACUACAACCAAAUAAGUAUCCAUUGUCCACCUAUACAGACCAAAUUCAUCUGUAAUUUUAUUCCUACAUAGAAAUUGCAAAGCAUUUUCUACCUGGUCUGGGAUAUUUCUGAAGAGGAUCCCUUGUGCUAAAAUACGUUUGCCUCAAACCAGACUCUGCCAAUAGGAGACCGGCCACAAAAUGAAGUAUUAAAUCAAUGUGGACUAAUGCUGGCACUCAAGGGAGGCUGGGAGAUUAAUACUAAUACAAAAGCCCACAAAAAUGCUCUUCUUGCCAAAACAUGCUUAACUCAUCUCAAAUGUACAUUGCUUUCUUGCCUUCAUGCAUUUUGUAAGAUGCACAUAAGUGUAUAGACCUUAAACUGAGUUGUUCUGACACAUCUGACCCAAGAAGCAUACUAAUUUGCUUGUCAUAGCUUAUCUAGCAGAAUAGUAACGGGAUCAUUUGUCACUUGGAAAUCAUGCUCUGUUCCAUCACUAGUUAGUAACAGAACUUUAAAGAUACUGCUAGGUGCUGGGACUCCAUUUCAGAUCAAACGGAAGUAAUCUCUUUGAGAAAAAUAGCUUUAUUACUACGGCUUCAUUACUACAGGAAGCCAGAGCCCUGUUUCCCAGCUGACUGUGCAGGCACAGUUAUCAUGCAAAUGCAACUUACUAGCUUUAUUUUACACAGUGCCAGUAAUCAGGUGGUGACUCUUUAAGCAAUACAGUGACAUCUCAGUGCUUCAUAUUUUUGUGGAUUAAGUGGAGUAACUCUUUCUUCUGUGUUGAUCCUGAAUAAUCAGCAGAGUUACGUAGCUGCUGUGUAGAUGCGUGAAUCUUGAGACAGCUUGUGCCCUUCUAUGUUUAGAAGUGAUAAUAUCCUGUAAAAGAACACAGUAAUACAUUAAUAUCGAUGGAAGAUGCAACUUCACUCCACAACUUAACAAAGAAUGUAACUGGAACACCUCUCUGUGUCAUGGAAAUCUUUAAGAUGCCACAGAAUAGAUUUUCAGCUCACCAAUGCUGUUAGUAAAACAUCUGAAAGGUACUGUUUAAUUUACAGUUACACCAUCUCUCUUAUUUCACCCUGUGAAGUUAAAUUUUCUCUUUGUCUCCAGUGGUAGCAGGAUCAAACAGCCUGUUUAACUUGUUCUAGAAUCAGGUCUCAGAGAGCGUUCUUUGUAUAGCAUCUCACAGAAGGCUGCCUAGCUGCUUUAGAUUAUGCUGAUGGAAGAAAGAAGUUGUUUAGUUAGUAUGUUUAACCCUGUGACCCAGACCUGAUGCUUUGUGCAUGUUAAUCAUAGACAGCUAGGGAUCAUUUCUCUCUUACAAAAGAUAAUAGUAUGUGUUCACGGCUCUUAAUUCCUGAAAAGAGGCUAAUGAAAUAGAAACAGGUGCUUUCAUAGAAGAAACUUGGUGUUUCAGGUUUUCAGAGGCUUUGCAAGUGGCUGAUCUUAGCCUCUGGCUUUCCCAAAGUGCUUUGGUUUCUUGAUACGAUUUAAUUAGUAACCAGCCUAUUUCAGGCUUUGGCAUUUUCACAACAAAAUACAGGGUUAGGGGAUAGAUGACAGUGGCCAAGGUCAGUGAGUAUACUGAACAGAAAGGGAGCGAGAGGAAUGCAGUGCAUGCCUGUUUCACAAAAGGAGAAAAGCCUCAUUUGCUCUGAGUUCUAGUCUGCCAUUUGUUCUAAUCCAUCAUGCCCGGGAAAGUCUGAUUCCAAUCUUUGGAGAGUUCUUGUGAUAAAAAGAGACAGUGGCAUGCACUUAACAGUGCCCUCGCACUCUUUAGUGUCAUCCUAUACUGUGGGAAAGUAGUUGUAAAUGCUGGCCAGAGAUCUUUCCUUGCAAGAGAGUGCUUUCUAGAUUAAAUUAACACUCCAGUAUUUUUCAGCAUACACUUCAACAUCCCUAGAGAACAUAGGAUGAGUUGCUUUAAGUGUUCUCAGAUAUAAGUCUCCAGUUAUGUGAUAAGAUGAAAGAGAAAAAUAGCUGCUGAGCAGAGUUCAUUUAGGAAGGGAGUCACUGCAGAGCUCCAUUGCCUUGCGAACGCAGCAGGCUCUUUUCCCUUGAGGUAUCUGUUGGCAGAGAUCCCAAGUCUCUCCAAUCUCUCCAAUGGGCUGUAGUUCAAAGUCUAGUGAAGUCAACACAGAAAAUUCCAUAUUCCUCAGUAGGCUUUGGAUCAGGCACUUGAAGGGAUGAGAAAAACUGUUUUCAUUCCCAGAGUCUGGAAAACAUUUCAAAGUCAGAGGGCUCCACAUGAUCUGAAAAAGAAAGAUACUCUUAACCCCCUGGUCACUGGAAGUGUAUGUGCUCCAUGUGACUGUGCAGAUAUAUGCUAAAUACAUGUGUUACCUAAUGUGUCAGUAUCAUUUGCUUCAAGCUCUGUUCUGACAUUUAUUCUAAUCUAUUUCUUCAAGACUUAUUCUAGCCUUAUAAGCAAACCAUUCCACCACUUCAUCUUGUGGCUAUUUUUUCUUCAAAUCAAUUUUCCAAAUAAGUGUUUCUGUCAUCUCUUCUCAGCUUAUUUACCCAGGCCCCAAUAGCAUAGACCAAGCACUAGGAGAAGGCAAGGUUUAGGCCUGGAUCAGGAACAAUAUUCUAAUAAUUUAUCCUUUAAACUCAUCUGGGAGUUAGAACAAGGAGCUGUCUGUCAGUAGAGGAGAACAUGCUGAGUUUCACCUUUUGCCCAAUGUUACCUUUUAGUCUUGAAAAGCUGUAAAACAUCUCACUUUGAAAUGCUGAUACUUUGUGAUUAAGAAAUGCUUUUCCCGGUAAUUUUGACUUGGUUUGAGAUGAAGAAUUUUGUUUGUUUGUUAGUUAACUGUUCUAAUAUUGCAUAUUUUUUCUUCCUUUGGAACCUUGCACAGACCUAGACCUUGGAAUCUAGACCUAGAUUUUCAGAAAUGACUCUUGUUUUUGGAUGCUGCCUAAGAAUUUGAAUGUGCCAUACAGGAUGGUGAAGACCAGCCUGAUUUUCAGAAAAUACCAAGUGUCUUCAUGACUGUGUAAGAAAUCUCAAGUUGAACUGCAAAACCGAAGGUCUAUCUGCCUUUAAAAUUAGUGUGUUUGUUAAUUAAGGUAAGGUACAGGGUAUAGGGAUAGCCUUUGUAGAAGUUUUGAGAAUCCUCUGAAAAUGUCCUAGAAUAGAAUAUGUGAAGUUACGAUGUGGGAUAAUGGACUGUAUCAACAACAGUUUGCCUGAACUGCCUAAAUCCUUUCUGACUUUGCCUCUUAAGAGUAAUGAAUCUUUCACAGAUGCAAGCAGAUGAAAUCUCUGUGCCAUGUCACCAUGUGCUCCCUAAACACACCGUAACGCUUACACAUACACGCACACACUUGUAUGUAUGCACUUGGGUAGUUUGUCGGAUUGCAAGGAAUUAAAAGACUGAUUUUGGUUGAGCACGUGAGAAGAAUGGGAAGGAUGGAAAUUUCAGUGACGUUCCGAGGUGGGAUACCGCAUUGUGUGACUGUUGUACAAUAGCUGUUGGGGAGGAAGGGAGAUUAAAAUUUUGAAAAGUAUAUGAUCUAACUCCCAAAAUUGCUAGUGAGUCAUAGAAGGUACAAAUUGUUUCAUAGCUUGGGAAAGUACAGAGGAGUUGAGAAGUGAGCCCGGGGCCUGAGCCCUCUAAGAAGGUUUUCUAGUAAGGCUGGUGAGCUGUCUCUGACAGCAUGCAAGGAAACUGAAUGGAGUGCAAGUCCAGCGUAUGAAGAGGGGCAUGUGUACCUGGGUCUUUGUGAACCAGAAAGGAAUGCAGAUGACUUUAGGCCUUCUGCUUGACAGUCCUUACUGACAUCACCAUCUUGAGUGACAUUUCUCCUAAGAGUGCAGCCUGGGGUGGUUCUCAGAAGGUGAGGAGUAAAGAGAAUGCAGAGCUCAAUAUCUUUGCCAGGUUCCCAUUCCUGUGCCUGUGCUAUUCAAGGAAAUGCAAAGGGGGCCAAAUAGUUCACUGCUUUUCCUGUACUGCAGCAAGGCAGCAGUACUAAGCAGAACAAAUCAAUCUUGUGUCUUGUUUAGCAGGCUGAUGUUUGGACUUAUCCAGACUCUCCAGUUUCCUCACAAGGAGACAAAUUUUCCUCUUUGAGUUUUAAGUUUUCUCUUCGUAAUUCGAAAUUGCUUUUUUUCAGGUUUUCUCUAUGCUUUUUGUUGUUUUAUGUGUGCGACUGGUAUGUGCAAGGUUUCUCUCCAAACCAAACAGGUACACACUGGCAAAAUGCUUGGUUCUUCUCUGUUUGAUUUCUGACCUGGAACUCUUCAAAAUCUAGCUUUUGGCUUCAUUGGCUUUCCUUUCCCACUUCCUUGACAAUGAAAAUAUGAGAGUGUUUGUUCAUCUAAUGAUAGUGUGUACCUCCCUUGUCUUUCUCAGCUUAUGGUACCAGGACUUCCAUCCAGAAGUAUCUGACGGGGCCAGCUGUUUGCAAAGCUGUGCCUUGCAUAUCUGAUAAAAUGCAGAGUCUGUAUGGAUGAGAUGAUUAUGCCUUUUCCUGUCAGAAGAGGGCUUUAGCCUAAGAAGACUCAGGGCACUGAGCGUUAAGAUAUUUUUAAACCCAGCAAUAACUUCUACUUUGCUAGACUAUAUUGGUUUUUACCAACUCCAGUGCCAUUUAGACUCAGCCAACACUAUUGAGUAGGAUCAAGCUUGAGCUUGUAACUUAACCACAACUGACAUUUUUCAUAACUGAUGGUCUCUACAUUUUUAACUUGCACAUGUGCCAAGUUCCACUGGGCAGUGCUGGACACAGUGUUUUUAUUGAUUAUUGGUUCAGCUUUGAAUUUGUCAAAUGGGGUAAUCCUCUCUAACAGUCAAGUACUUUUAGCUUUCUCUAUUGGAUACAGAUGUUACAUCGUAAUUAAUUUAUACAAAGAGCACAUUAGAAUGUAUAUACUAGGCAUUGCCAGAUUUGGACAUGCUAAUAUUUAAAGAUUAACAUUAUUAAAAUGUAUGAUGCUAAAA
Struthio camelus australis is the source of this 8403-nucleotide messenger RNA. It is a transcript of the gene SPECC1, whose product is annotated as sperm antigen with calponin homology and coiled-coil domains 1. Lineage: Eukaryota; Metazoa; Chordata; Aves; Struthioniformes; Struthionidae. Gene Ontology annotation, biological process: actin cytoskeleton organization. The record is from RefSeq and is a predicted model, not a curated record. Gene Ontology annotation, cellular component: filamentous actin; microtubule organizing center. Gene Ontology annotation, molecular function: protein binding.